Messenger RNA from Anopheles darlingi, 1346 nucleotides. RefSeq names its product tRNA modification GTPase GTPBP3, mitochondrial. Bases 126 to 1331 code for a protein of 401 amino acids. Gene Ontology annotation, molecular function: protein binding; GTP binding; GTPase activity. Gene Ontology annotation, cellular component: cytoplasm; mitochondrion. The record is from RefSeq and is a predicted model, not a curated record. The transcript is spliced from 2 exons. Gene Ontology annotation, biological process: tRNA wobble uridine modification; tRNA methylation. Lineage: Eukaryota; Metazoa; Arthropoda; Insecta; Diptera; Culicidae.
GAAGCAUCAAGGGAAAUCUUGUGUCGCAAGACACGUCUAAAAUCAUUACCAGCAGCACGAAAAGCCCUUCUCACGAGGAUAUAUCACGGUCGAACGAAUGAAAUGAUUGAUCGAGGACUCCUGCUAUGGUUUCCCGUUUCACCGGGGAAGACACGAUCGAGUUUCACGUGCAUGGCGGUUCGGCAAUCAUUGCAGCGAUGUACGAUAGCUUGGCAGCAUUUCCCGAAGCACGAAUAGCCGAACCGGGAGAGUUCACAAAGCGUGCGUUCUAUGCCGGAAAAAUGGAUCUAACGGAAGUCGAAGGUUUAGCCGAUCUGAUACACGCCGAAACGGAGGCACAGAGGAGGCAGGCAUUGCGACAGGCAAACGGUCAGCUGGCCACAUUUUACAAUGGGAUGCGCGCACAGCUCGUGAAGGUAAUUGCGGGUGUAGAAGCGUACAUAGAUUUCGCCGAGGAUCAAGAUGUUGACGAUGGUGUUCUGGAAGGGAGCGUAACUGAGGUCCGGACGCUAAUAGAAGAACUGAAAGCCCACCUGAAUGAUAACCGACGAGGGGAGCGACUCAGGGAUGGCGUUCGAACGGCCAUCGUUGGAGCUCCGAACGUUGGCAAGAGUAGUUUGAUCAAUUUGCUCAGUCAACGCAACGUUUCGAUCGUGACCAGUAUUGCCGGUACCACGCGAGAUAUCGUGGAAUCACAUUACGAUAUCGGAGGCUACCCGGUGGUUCUUGCCGAUACCGCGGGUCUUCGUUCAAAAACAGAUGAUGUAAUCGAAAGUGAAGGUAUUGUGCGAGCGAAAGCGUACGUUGAGAGCGCUGAUUUUGUCGUGUUCGUCAUCGAUGCUUCCCGAAUCGAUUGUCACGAUCACGUGGAUUCGUAUGUCGAACAAUACAUAGCAUCGAUCGGGUUGGACAAAGCGCUGCUAGGAAGUGGGAUGGUGGUAUUCAACAAAUGUGACCUCGUAGAUGAGAAGCUGUUAAGUAGAUUGAGAAGCAGCAAGAAGCGGUACACACUUUUGUCGUGUGAGAAUAAGUCAGGCUUACCGGAACUGCUUGCCACAAUGGGCACACAUCUCGAACGCUUGUGUGGCAAUCCCGGAAUCGAAAACCCAACCAUCACACAGGAACGCCAUCGAUACCACCUGAAGCAGUGCCUGGAUUGUCUGGAGCGAUACCGGGAAUACUUUACCGAAACGUCGGAAUCGGCCCGGGACCUUGCCAUCGCCACGCACCAUCUGCGCAAUGCCGUACGGAGUAUCGGUCGAAUAACGGGAUCCGUGGAGACGGAGGAAAUACUCGAUGCUAUAUUUAGCACCUUUUGUAUCGGAAAAUAGAGCUCACGAUAGUAA